Messenger RNA from Acomys russatus (golden spiny mouse), 5309 nucleotides. It is a transcript of the gene Dlec1, whose product is annotated as DLEC1 cilia and flagella associated protein. Bases 64 to 5295 code for a protein of 1743 amino acids. The transcript has 37 exons. Gene Ontology annotation, biological process: negative regulation of cell population proliferation. NCBI's taxonomy places the organism in Eukaryota, Metazoa, Chordata, Mammalia, Rodentia, Muridae. The record is from RefSeq and is a predicted model, not a curated record.
UAGACGGAAGGGGCGGAGCCGGAAGCAGAAGCGGGACGCGGAGCCUGCAGCGUCCCAGUUGCCAUGGAACCUGAGAGCAUGGAAGAGCAGCAAACCGCAGUUUCUCGGGCCGUUUUGUCCCCGGAGACAGUGUGGGAGUCUACCCAGCACCGGGCCGAGUCCAGAAGCCCCAGCUCGGCCGCCAGGAGGUCCUCCUUGCUGCCCUCGCUCGCCUUCACCGAUGGUUGCCAGUACGGCUUCCCCACUCGGUCCCUCCGCGCUGGGUUCCAAGCGAUCCCCCCACUCCCAGAGCCGCAGAUGCUGAGUCUGCGCCCCGCGUCGCUGCGCACGCAGGACAUCUCACACCUGCUUGCCCGCGUCUUCCGAAACUUGUACACGGCCCAGGUGAUCGGGGAUGACUUGAGUAACAGCUUGAUCAAGGCCCGCGGCAGUGAGGAUGCGCGCCACGAGGAGUUCUUGGACCAGCUGCAGCAGGCUCGAGCACUCUACAAGCAGCGUCUGAGUGAGGUUUCCAUGUUGGAGAGACACAUCAUCCAGGCUCGUGCACGGGACCUCGCAGAAACAGAGCAUGCUACCAAACGUGACAGACUUCAUGUCCUCGAGGCCCCCGUCAAGCUGCCCCCAGUGAAGACAGUCUUCAGGUGGUGCAUAGACAGCGAGCUGCUGCAGAGACAUCACUUAAUCUGCCCAGAGGAUUACUACAACGAUCCCGUGCCAUUUUGCUCAGCGCCCAAAGGGUCCUCCAUCCCUGGAUGUUCAAAACUGACCUUUAGUUGUGAGAAGCGUCUCAUGCGCACGGCAGACCUGGACAGGGCGGCUGAGCAAAGCUGCAGGAAGCUGGUCCCGUUUGACGAGUUUGAGUACACCACAGACAGCUUGACCUCCGUUUGUAAGGCCAGACAAGGGACCAAAGACACAGUCAAGAAGGCAAGUACACCAAACAACAGGAAGUGGACGAAACACCUACGGGUGCCGCAGCGGCAAGCGGAGAGACUGCUUCUUGCCAGGAUGGAGAAUCGGAAUCAUUUCUUGAAAAACCCUCGGUUUUUCCCGCCUAACACACCACAUGGAGGCAAGUCUCUAAUUGUCCCUUCAAGGAAGCCCGCAAGACAAGAAGGAUGCCUGAGUGCAGAGCCAGAGUGGAGCUGUACAGAUGCCCCCGUGUUCCUGGCGAAGCCAUCGGUUGGAUUUUUCACAGAUUAUGAGAUUGGACCAGUUUAUGAGAUGGCCAUCGCUCUGCAGAACACCACCGCGACCAGCCGACACCUGCGAGUCUUACCACCGUCCUCGCCAUACUUUGCUCUUGGGCUUGGGAUGUUCCCAGGAAAAGGCGGGAUGGUGGCUCCUGGGAUGACCUGCCAGUACGUUGUCCAGUUCAUCCCGGACUGCCUUGGGGAUUUUGAUGACUUCAUUUUGGUUGAGACCCAGUCUGCCCACACACUGGUGAUCCCCCUGCAGGCCCGGAGGCCACCACCAGUGCUGACCUUGUCCCCGGUAUUGGACUGCGGCCACUGCCUCAUUGGAGGAGUGAAGAUAACCAGAUUCAUCUGCAAAAAUGUGGGCUUCAGCGCCGGCAAGUUCUGUGUGAUGCCCCAGAAGAGCUGGCCGCCACCAAGCUUCCGGGCUGUUGCAACCACUGGCUUUGUGGAGCAGCCUCCCUUUGGAGUCAUGCCGUCUGUGUUUGAGCUGGCCCCAGGGUUUGCCAUACUGUUGGAGGUCCUGUUCCUCCCCACUGGCCUAGGAAAGGUGGAAAAGACCUUCGUCAUCGUGUGUGACAACUGUCAGAUCAAGGAGCUGGUCAUCGUAGGGACCGGGCAGCUGGUGGCCUUGGAUCUCAUCUAUAUUUCUGGUGGAAAAAGCGAACCAGAGCCAGGAGAGCUAAAAGAUUUAACAGCUCAAUACUUUAUCCGAUUUGAGCCAGAAAACCUCCAGGCCACCUCAAGGAAACAGCUCAUCAUCAGAAAUGCUACGCACGUGGAGCUGGCUUUCCACUGGCAGAUCAUGAAGCCCAACCUGAAGCCUCUGAUGCCCGGAGAGACGCCCAGCUCGGACAGCAUCAAGUGCCACCCCGACAGGGAGACAGCAUUCUCCAUCAUCCCUGAGAAGGGCGUCCUCGAUGCCCACUCGGACCACGAGUUCAUCCUGAGUUUUUCUCCUCAUGAGCUCAAAUGUUUCCACAGUGUACUGCAAAUGGUUCUGGAAGCUGUCCCUGAGCCCUUGAGCUCAGGGGCGGAGAGCCUGGGGGACUAUUCGUACUCUGUGGAUGACGUGAUCGUCCUGGAAAUAGAGGUGAAAGGCUUGGCAGAGCCCUUCCAGGUCCUCCUAGAGCCCUACGCUCUCAUUAUUCCUGGCGAGAGCUACAUCGGCAUCACCGUGAAGAAAGAUUUUAAGAUGUGGAACAAUAGCAAGUCGCCCAUCAGAUACAUGUGGGAGAAGAUCAGCCACUGCCACAUCAUUGAAGUGGAGCCCUGCGUGGGCAUGAUAGAGCCCAACGAGGUUGGAGACUUUGAGUUAAACCUAACUGGUGGGGCGCCUGGCCCAACCAGCCAGGACCUGCAGUGUGACAUCAAAGACUCGCCCUCCCCGGUGGUGCUCCACAUCGAGGCAGCCUUUAAGGGACCUGCCCUGGUCAUCGAUGUCCCAGCCCUUCAGUUCGGUCUGCUCCGCCUGGGACAGAAGGCUUCAAGCUUCAUCCAGAUCCAGAACGUGAGCCAGCUCGAUGCUGUGUGGCAUUUGAAGGAGAGUCCAGACUGCCUGGAAGAGAGAGGAGAGGAUGUUUCCCCCUUCGACAUGGAGCCUUUAAGUGGCCAUCUUCACCCCCUGGGGGAGUGCAAAGUGACCAUCACCUUAGAGACCUUGCGUUGUCAGCGCCUGCAGACAGUGUUGGAGCUGGAGGUGAAGGACGGGGCCUGCAGCUACCUUCCUGUGUAUGCUGAGGUGCAGGAGCCUUACGUCUACUUGCAGAACAGUCACAUGGAGUUCAGCAGCCUCUACCUGGAUGUGCCCACAAAGCUAAGCGUCAUGCUUGUUAAUGGCACACUCCUGCCCACCCGGUUCCACUGGGGCAAGCUACUGGGGCCUCAAGCAGCCUUCUGCACAGUGACAAUCUCUCCUAAACGUGGCCUCCUGGGCCCCAGUGAAGAACGCCAGGUCAUCUUGGAGUUGACAGCCCACACACUGGAAAAGCUUACAGAUUUGGUCCUCCCUUGCCACGUGUCUGGCAUGGAGAAGCCACUGGCCCUGGGCAUCUCUGGGAAGCCUCUGGGAUUGCAAGUGACCAUUGCCAUCUCCGUAGAGGAGUCUGAUGGAAGUGCUGCCAGCCCUGUGCAGUGGCCAGGCCACCUGGAAGACCUCCGCUUGGACUUUGGCUCGAAUGUGCCACUGAGGACCCACGUGACUCGCCAACUCAUCCUGACGAACUGCUCCCCGAUACAGACCCCUUUUACCCUCACAUUUGAAUACUUUGGGAGCUCCCAGGACAGCCUGGACAAAAAGGCCAGUCUCCCUGACAUGCCCCCUGCCCUGCUAAAGACAGCGCGCAUCCAAGAGCACUUGGCCAAGAAAGAACAUCUGGACUUUAUGGAGAACGUGUUAUCUCACAGGAAAGGAGUUGCUUUCUUCCCCCACAUCUCCCAGGGCAUGCUGGGAGCCUACCAGGAGCUGAGUAUCAACAUCACAGGCUGUGCCAACAUGUGGGGCGAGUACUGGGAUGACCUCCUCUGCGUGGUGGGAGACCUGCCAGUAAUCGUCAUCCCCGUGUACAUGGCUGUGGUGGGUUGUCCCAUCAGCUCCCUGAGGAAUACAUGCUACAGUGUGGCCCCAUUACCCAAGGAGCCUAUCAUCAGGUUUGGGACGCAGAUCUCUGGAGGAGACACAGUCACCAGAACACUCCGUCUGUAUAACUCCAGUCCCUGUGACAUCCGCCUAGACUGGGAGACCUACAUCCCAGAAGAAAAGGAGGACCAGCUGCUGGAGCUGCUCGUGUUUUAUGGACCACCCUUCCCACUGAGGGAUCAAGCUGGGAAUGAGCUCGUGUGCCCCGAGACCUCUGAGGCCAGCUCACCAGGGUCCCCAAGUCUCUCUAACAUGUCACUGUCUAGCUAUGCUGCCACCUCAUCGGUGAGCAGGAGUACAGGUGAUGGCACCAGGGCUGAAGAGCAGAUCAUCUCAGUCAUCCUGCAGGGGCAUGAGGGAGUGCCCUCCGACAACAUAUACCAUAUCAGCCCCAGGCAGAUGGUCAUCCCAGCUGGAGGCAACAGUACCAUGUACCUCUCCUUCACACCCACGGUGCUCAGCCUUGAUGUUAUGCACAAGGUGGGGUAUACUGGCUAUGCCCUGGGCUUCAUGAGCUUGGAUAAAGAGACAGACAGAGAGGUUCCAGGUCGAAUGCAUCGUCUUCAGGGCUUUGCCGUUGGCCCCCUGAGACUAGAUUUGAACGGCCACGUGAGACACGCGCAGCUGGACGUUGAACUGGACAGCAGUGGCUACUUGGAAUUCCGGUGCCAGGCCAGCGACCUCAUCCCAAAAAAUCCCUGCAAUGGGGUGCUGAGUGAUUGGCUUACCACCCGUCAUCUGAAACUGAUCAACACCAGGGAGAUUCUGCACUACUUCCGGGUCCUGGUCUCCAGGCCUUUCUUCGUUUCUCAAGGUGGAGCCCCUCAGCAGCAGUGUGAAGAGGAGCUAGCCUCCACGGGCCAGCAGCUGAUGCUCCGCCCACAGGAGAACAUGCUGGUGGACGUAUCCUUCUUACUCUCCCUGGAACUGCUGUCCUACCAGAAGCUUCCAGAUGACCAGAUCCUACCUGGAGUGGACAUCCAGCAGAGUAAGAAUGGAGAGAAAACGAUGGUGUUUACACAGAAUCUGCUCCUGGGCUUCACCAACCAGACCAUUCAGGAGGUGCCCCUGCGGGCUGUCGUGGCUGUGCCAUCUCUGCAGCUCUCCGCCAGCUGGUUGGACUUUGGGACCUGUUUUGUGAACCAGCAGCACACCCAGGAGGUCUACCUGAUGAACCUCAGCAGCUGUCUGAGCUACUGGACAGUGCUGAUGGGACAGGAGGAACCAGCCAGGGAAGAUCAUGCCUUUGGGGUCUCCCCAGGCAGUGGGAUGCUGGAGGCCCGACCCAUCAAUGCACCCCCAACCUCCAUUCCCCUUCAGGUCUCCUUCAAUCCUAGGAGCGGCCUGCUGUACGAGUCCACGGUGGUGGUGGAAGGUACUCUGGGUGAGACGCCCUGCACCCUGAGGCUGCGAGGCCAAGGCUCUUUUGAUGAGAGAUAUGUUAAAACUCAGCAGUUCUGAGGCUCCGGGGCGUG